GGCAGACAUCACGUUUGUAGAAAAGGUGCAGUGCCGAGACGACUCCUGCUCCUCACCGAGAGAUCUUUACACUCAACCGAUCCACACAGAGAUAAUUGAAAGAAGUAGCAGCAAUGGAGGUGGAAUUGAAAGGGAUGUUGACUGAUCUCGAAAAUCUUAAGACUUCAUUACCGGAUCCAUCUCAUCAAGCUUCUAUCGAUCAAAUUCGAUUGCGUGUAGAAAAUCUCACCAGUCUUGCAAUGGCUGGACCAACUCGCCGUACUAAAGUCAAGGAUAUGAGUGCAGAGGUUGUAGAUAGCAACCCUUAUAGUAGGCUCAUGGCGCUGCAGAGGAUGGGUAUUGUGGAGAAUUAUGAAAGAAUUCGGGAUUUCUCAGUUGCCAUAGUUGGUAUUGGUGGGGUGGGGAGUGUUGCUGCUGAAAUGCUUACGAGAUGUGGCAUAGGCCGUCUUUUGUUGUAUGAUUAUGAUACAGUGGAGUUGGCCAACAUGAAUAGGUUAUUUUUCCGUCCUGAGCAGGUCGGUAUGACUAAGACUGAUGCUGCUGUCCAAACUUUAUCAGAAAUAAAUCCUGAUGUAGUUCUUGAGAGCUUUACUCUGAACAUAACAACAGUGCAAGGUUUUGAAACUUUCGUUGCAAGUCUUGAAAACAAAUCUUUUCGCCAAGAGAAAGAAGGCACUGGGGUUGAUCUUGUUUUGAGCUGCGUAGAUAAUUACGAAGCAAGGAUGGUUGUAAAUCAGGCUUGCAAUGAACUGAAUCAAACUUGGAUGGAGUCAGGUGUGUCUGAGGACGCUGUUUCGGGUCAUAUACAGUUACUGAUUCCUGGAGAAACUGCCUGUUUUGCUUGUGCACCUCCUUUGGUUGUAGCAUCUGGGGUGGAUGAACGUACACUUAAGCGUGAAGGAGUUUGUGCUGCAUCUUUGCCUACUACUAUGGGGGUUGUUGCUGGGCUUUUAGUCCAGAACACACUGAAGUUCUUGCUGAAAUUCGGAAAUGUCUCACCAUACCUGGGUUACAAUGCUCUUAAAGAUUUCUUCCCAACAAUGGCAAUGAAGCCAAACCCUCAAUGUUCAAAUGGAGCUUGCCUAGAGCGGCAGAAAGAGUACAUGCUCAUAAAGCCUGCCAGGGAUGCAGCUGCUAAAGCAAAGAUGGAGGAAGAGCUAUCAACAAUAGAAAUCCCAAUUCAUGCAGAUAAUGAAUGGAAUAUAAGUGUUGUUGAUGAUUGCGAUGCUAAUGUCAUAAAUACCCAAAGCUCAGAUGCACUCCCAGAAGGUCUUGUUCAUGAGCUUCCAAAUGCAGAUGUGUAUGAGCAGCAGCAGCAGCAGCAGUGGAAAGAAGAAAGUGUGGAUGAUCUUGAAGAUCUCAAAAGACAACUAGAGGCUCUUAAUGCCCCUUAGUUUUCUGAUUUCUAAUUCUAACCAAACAAUUUUGGCCAAUUUCCAGUUUUCUUUAAACAUUACUUCCAUUUACCCACUUUCUUUUUCAUUUUCAUUUUCUGGACCACUCCUGAUUGUUCUUCAAGGCCUUUGAGAUUAGUCAAAAUAUAUGCCACAGUUAUCAAAAAAAGAACAAAAUUUAAUACUCGUAAAAAAGAUUUUAUAUAAUUUUUUCAAAG
Molecule: messenger RNA, 1612 nt
Organism: Cynara cardunculus var. scolymus (artichoke)
Lineage: Eukaryota; Viridiplantae; Streptophyta; Magnoliopsida; Asterales; Asteraceae
Product: ubiquitin-like modifier-activating enzyme 5
Exons: 14
Coding region: 114-1394 (426 amino acids)
Biological process (GO): protein ufmylation
Cellular component (GO): cytoplasm; cytosol
Molecular function (GO): UFM1 activating enzyme activity
Source: RefSeq, a predicted model, not a curated record